Molecule: messenger RNA, 5611 nt
Organism: Microbotryum saponariae
Lineage: Eukaryota; Fungi; Basidiomycota; Microbotryomycetes; Microbotryales; Microbotryaceae
Source: the annotation of a GenBank genome assembly
AUGACUAUGGAUGCAUCUGCGGCGUCAGGCCCGGGAUUUCUGCUGCAGCAUCCCGCAUCUGAUCUGUCACGGUCGUCGUCGUUGCCAUCAUCGUCGUCCCCACCUAGCGCGGCGGUCGUCAUCGUCCUGGCUGUGGCCUUGUUGAUCUCGCUCAGCGUGUCCGUAUGGUCCGUCUAUGCUUCAAUUCGCGAUGCAGCUCGUGCUAAAGAGGAUCCCAAGAACGGCCCGAAUAAUCAUCCGGAACACGACUUGCUGUUGGAUGAUAGCGACGAGGACGAGCACGAACGUCGCGAUGACGAUGACACGGAUGGGGACGAUCAACGACCCUCGCUCGCGCAGUGGAUUCGAGAAGCAGCACGACUUAUGCUAUUGGCUGGUUUGUUGGGGGUCACGACGGCCAAGCUUUCGGUCGAGUCGCAUGCUUCGACAUGGCUUGUGCUAUGGGAGGUCGAGUUGAUCGUGCUCGCGGUGAGUGAACAUGCCUCCGCACGCGAAGAGCGGAGGUCAGGCAGCUCUCCCAACACCGAGCACUGAUUUCAUGGUUUGAUCACUACCGUACAGGUCUAUCUGACUUCACUGAGUCUACUCGGUGUACUCCACGUCGUGCCCCCGUCGCUGUCGAGGCUGCAACAAGGCCCGCUCGCGUUCAUCUCACUCGUCUUCCUCGCGAUACGUCACGUGAGUCCGGUCGAGGCCGGCAUGUGGGGCUCCAGGCUGAUAGGCUGAGCAGAUGCCAAUGGUGCAAUGACUGACGCGGUUCUUUCUCUUCACAGAUCUUGCCUUACUUCUUGCAGUCCCGACCUCACGCAUCGGCCGUCAGCUCGCUUGGAAUGGCACAAACCGCGGUCGUGGCGGCGCUCUUCUUGAUCGUUCUUUCGACGCCGCCUGAUUGGUCGCCCGUGUUGCCCAAGGUCAGCCUCAGCUCUGCAAGCAGAGGCCACUCGUGUUUGUCCCGGAAUAGGUGCUAACCCAUCCGCGAAAAUAUGUGAACCCCCGACCAGGCAAAACCCCACCCAGCCCAAGUCGCAUCACCCUUGUCGCGACUGUUUUUCACUUUCCUUGAACUUCGCAUGAUCCGGUAUUACCUCGGCUCCUCGCGCCGAUCAAGUUCGACGAGCGCGUCCGAAGAUUUCCUCAAAUACGUGCCCGUCCUCCCCGACGUCCUUCACACCCAACACGUCCUACACCACUUUCGAUGGAGGGGUGACGAACCCCGAGCUUCGGCCAACGACGAAGAACGCGUCAACACGAUUGGUGGUGUUCGGGCCUUCAUGUGGACGUUCCGGAUCGAGUUGGUCAAGAUUCUCUGCUUCGCGACCGUCUGGGUCCUCGCGUUGUUCGUUUCGCCUCUCUCAAUGAAUUUGUUGUUGCGAUACGUACAAGGUCAAGAUACGACAAAGGUCUCGCCUUACCUCUUCGUGUUUGGCAUCUUUGGUGCUCCUAUCGUCGCUUCGACCGCCUACCAAGGGGCGACUUAUCGGCUGAGCGAGAUUGGGCUGCGACUGAGGGGCCUGCUGGGUCACGCCGUUUUCGAGAAGUUGCUGCGGGUCAAAGCUGGAGGAGGAGGAUCAAAGGAAGAUGGCGAAGAUGUGGAUGAUGAAGAUGAGCCAGACGAGGAGGUGACCGAGGACGGAGCUUCGACCGACUCGGCGCCGAGCCCCACGUCUUCGGGCAGCAAAUCGGGCGGAAGCGAGGCUGUCGGCAGGGUCAACAACCUCGUCGGCACCGACAUCGACGUCAUUACCAGCUCCUUGACGACCUCAUUGCAACUGUUCGGCGUCUUGCCCAAGCUGUUCGUCUCGUUGUUGUUCCUCUACUUCCUCUUGGGUUGGUCCGCCUUCAUCGCCUUGGCUUCGAUCGCCGCGUUCGCCCCGAUGAGCACGAUCGUCAGUCGCAAGUACGGCGCCAUACAAGAAGAGAUCAUGAAAGCUACGGACAAGCGUAUCACGAUCGUUCAGGAACUCGUUUCGUCCGUGAGGAUCAUCAAGAUGUUCGCGUGGGAGAAGUCAAUGAUGGGUAAGAUUUAUGAGGCGAGGGAGAUUGAGUUGGGCAGGAUCACCAAGAGGGCCAAGGUUUAUGCGGGGAUGAUGGGGUUGUCGACCGGGGUUCCAAUGGUCGUUACUUUGAGCACCUUUGGAGCGUAUGUCUUUGGGAUGAAGCAGGUGAGUCUGAGUGGGUAUCCACGUUGCUUCUGAGCAUGGCCGCUAAUGAGGGGGUUACGCGCAGACCUUGACAGCAUCAACGGCGUUCACCAGCAUGUCCCUCUUCGGUCUCUUGAGGGAAGCGGUCAUUUCUUCGACGUAUCUCCUUUCAGCUUUCAUGCGAGCCAAGGUCUCGCUGAACCGCAUAACCCGCUUCCUCUCCGACACCGAAGAACUCGACUCCUCCCCUCGCUCUUUCGAAGGCGACACCAUCUCCUUCAAGAACGCCGUCUUCCGUUUCUCGCGCUACAACUCGAAAGGAUCUCAGCCUUUCGAACUCUUCGUCAAUGAUCUGACGAUUCCGAUGGGUAAGACGACGAUCAUCGCUGGCGACGUUGGGUCGGGCAAGUCGGCUUUGUUGCUCGCUCUCUUAGGGGAGCUGCAUCGUCGUUCGGGAGAGGUCAAGUUCCCCGCGAGGGUCAAGACGAGUUUCGCGGCGCAAUCAGCCUGGUUAUUGGAUGAUACGGUCAAGGCGAAUAUAUUGUUUGGGGAGAAGUACGACAAGGAGAGGUACGAGGAUACGAUCAGGGCUUGUAGUUUGGAGGAAGAUCUGAAAGGGUUCGAGGAGGGGGAUGAGACAAGGGUAGGAGAGAAGGGUGUCUCGAUGAGCGGGUCAGUGCCUCUACACUUUGAUUUGGACAUUCUGGAUUCUCGAUCUAAUCGAUGUAUUGGGUUUGCUGUCAGAGGUCAAAAACAGCGCGUCGCGCUCGCCCGAGCAGUCUACUCGCAGUCCGAAAUCGUCCUGCUCGACGACGUCCUCAGUGCGGUCGACAGCACCACCGUUGCCGCCGUCGUUGAGAACUGCCUCAACGGACCCCUCUUGGCCGGUCGUACGGUCGUGCUCGUCACUCAUUUCGUCAAACUUUGCACAAGACGGAUCAAGAAUUGCGAGCACGUUGUUACGCUGCAUGAUGGGGAGAUCGAAUCGAUCGAGACGCCCGAGAAGAGGGACAAGAAGCAUCUCUCACCUAGCGAUGCUCCAGGGAUGCGAAGGACAAGCUCCAACAUAUCUACGACCUCAUCUUUUGAUCAAAGGGUCCCCAAAUCGAAGAAAGAAGAGGACGAGGCUGCGAGUAGGAAGAAGGAACAGGAGCAGAAACUUCAUGGUGCUGACGAGGGGGAUGCAGGGACGGAUAUCUCGUUUCGCGUGUACAAAAAGUACUUCACCGUGAUGGGCGGUUGGGUGUUUUGGACUUUGUAUGCGUUGGUCAACCUUGUAGCGCACGUUUUCAUGCUCUCUCAGGUAAGCUCUAUCUGAUGCCACGUGAUGCGUUACGGUAAAGGCUGACUUAGAGUUCUUUGUUCUUCCAAAGGGAUGGUUCAUUGGUCGCUGGGUCAACGCCGAGGAUCGCGACAGCCGCAAAGUCGCCUACUUUACCUUGUACUCGCUCAUUCAACUCGCCUCAGCCUUGUCCCUGACGGCGAUGUACCUCGUUCUCAUUUUUGGGGCCAUUCGUGCUUCACGAACUUUGCAUGGACGGCUCACAUCGGCUAUCUUUGGCGCGCCGUUCAGGUUCUUUGAUGAAACGCCUCAGGUGAGCCAUUCCUCGGAUGCAGUCACGAGUUGAGCACUGAUUGCUCGUACCGGGGUUGGGCUUCAGGGUCGGAUCACGAACCGAUUCUCCAAGGAUACCGAAAUCCUCGAUACGGAACAAGUUGAGAACUUGCAACCCGUGCUCGACUAUUCGGUCCAAGUCCUCUUCGUCGCCAUCACCAUCUCCGUCAUCUUGCCCGUCUUCCUCUUACCCGCGGCGUUCAUCUCGGCCAUCUUCUUCUUCCUCGGGCGAUUGUACAUUCUCAAUGCGUUGGCAGCGAGGAGGCAGGUCGCUAGUGCCAGGUCGCCGUUGUUUUCGACUUUAGGGGAUGCGUCGACGGGGGUGACGACGAUUCGAGCGUUUGGAAGGGAAAAGGCCUUCUCAACACAGUAUCGUGACCAGACGGAUAGGUACAACCAAGUGAGUUUGAUCCGAGUGUUUCACUGUGGCUCGUUUACUCACUCCAUUGCCAUCCGCUUCGUAUCAGAUGCAACUCUACGAGUUUGGUUUGGAUCGAUGGCUCGAGGAGCGCUCGGACAUGGUCGGUGCGACGGUGUCGUUCAUCGUUGGGUUGCUUGCCUUGAGGGCUGGCUUGAGCAGUGGUAUCACCGGUUUCUUGGUUUCGACAGGGUUAGAGGUGGGUUAUUCCACGAUCCAUAGUUGGCGGAGAUGGCUGGAGCUGACUAGUGGCGAAAUGUCGACCCACAGUUCACGAAUCGCAUCCUCUAUGUCGUGCGAGCGAUCAACAAGAACGAGCUAUCGCUGAAUAGCGUCCAACGCAUCCUCGAAUAUAGCGAUAUCGAGCAAGAAGUGCAGACAUCGGGCAAGGGUGACCCACCCAAGGACUGGCCUGAGGGAUCGAUCGAGUUCAAUAAGUACUCUGCCCGUUAUUCGCACGACGGACCAGAUGUCCUUCAUGAACUCUCGUUCAAGAUCAAAGCUGGAGAAAAGAUUGGGAUCGUCGGACCUUCUGGAUGUGGCAAGAGCUCGUUGUCGCUCGCUUUGUUGCGUUUCAUUAUCGGUUCAAACGGGGAGAUCCUCGUUGACGACCGCAAGGUCUCCGAAACGAACCUCGAGGCCUUGAGAUCGCGCAUGACAUUGAUCCCUCAGGACCCGACGUUGUUCAGUGGGACGUUGAGGUCCAACUUGGAUCCGAAUGAGGAGUAUGAUGAUGCUGUGUUGUGGGCUGCGGUUCAGAGGUCCGGUUUCGCGGGCCAUGAAGGGGAUGCCAAGAACAGAAAUAAGGGGAUGUCGCUCGAUACGGUCGUUCAGACCGGCGGAUCAAACUUCUCCCAAGGUAAGGAAAUGGCGGUAAUCCUCGUGCGAUUUUCGUUGACUGAUGAUCAUUGGGUCCGACAGGUCAACGGCAACUUCUCUCCCUCGCUCGGGCGCUCGUUCGCUCGAGCAAGAUCAUCAUCCUCGACGAGGCCACCGCGAGCCUGGACAAUGAGUCGGACAACACGUUGCAAGAGGUGAUUCGGAGCGAAUUCAAGCGGUGCACGAACCUCACGAUCGCUCAUCGACUCGGUAAGCUUGACGAUCGGUGCUGCGCUCACCUUCCCACUCCUUUCUUUCUCCCCGUGGGGCUUGCGAGCCUCUCAAGAGCUCAACGGCUCGCUAGAGUUGUCCUGCGACCGGUUCGCUCAUCAUACGUUUUCUUAUAAUUCUUCUCGCCCUCUUGCAGAGUCCGUGAUCGAUUUCGAUCGGAUCCUCGUGCUCGAGCAUGGCAAAGUGGUCGAGUUCGACACGCCGACCAGACUGCUGGAGAACCAAAAGAGCGCCUUUUACGACCUGUGUCAGUCGAGCGGCAAUUUCGACGAGUUGAAACAGGCCGCUGCUGCGUGUGCAGGGAGUAAGGGGCCGGCGAAGAAAUAG